AUGCCGGGCCAACUAUUAAUCAUAACACCGGGAGCCUCUGCUGCAGUCGAGUUGAAACGUUUUCGACCACUUCCUCGGCCUCAACUAUUUUCAAUCGUUUGUCGGGUCUUUGAUUUUCGUGCUGACAUGCUAGAUAAAUAUGUUUUAAUGAAGCCCCCUUCGGUAUACUGUCAAGUAGACUUUCUAAAUGAUCCCUCUUGGCGAUCGCAUGGAACAAAUGGGAAUCCCAGUCCAAAUGUGGGUUCUACUGACGACAGAGGGGAGGAUCGUUCAUUUUAUUCCCUACCGAUUCCAUUACAGACAGAAGGGAAACAUGCCCUAUUCGGAACUUUGUUUGAAAUUCCAUGUGCCGACUGGACAGGGUCUUAUAACUGA
Messenger RNA from Protopolystoma xenopodis, 375 nucleotides. The record is from the annotation of a GenBank genome assembly. Lineage: Eukaryota; Metazoa; Platyhelminthes; Monogenea; Polystomatidea; Polystomatidae.